UCAACGGCGGCGGCGACUUGCCCCGCCCGUAAGGCGGGGCUAUAAAGAAGGAUAGGGUGUCACGUGCUUCGGAGUCACGAGGCGGAACUGAAGGCGCGGCCGCUCUGAGUGCGUGGUGGUGGUGCUGGUGGUGGUGCUGGGGAGCGGUGGUGUCGUGGUUAGCGCUGCGCUGCGCGACUAACCCGGCCACCCGAGUUCGACUCCCUCCCGCUCACGGCCAACACCGGUGGCGGUUAUAUGAACCGAUCCUGUGCCUCCCCAAGAUCGACUCGGCCUAAAAUCGAGUAGCCGGUGCGGUGUGUAAAACAUCGCUACUUUGAUAGACAACAUCGGCCGGGCGUGGUGCUGGCCACCCACCCCCCUCGCGUGCUGUGCCGCGUUGCCGGCCUUCAUAGGUGCUCGCUAACAGCGCUUGCACCAACAGUCUGUUACGGCUACACGGGGGGACCUUUGGUGCUGCUUCUUCUGCCGUCCAAGCGCCCAGUCAUCUUGCCGUGUUGCCGCGCUAGCGAGCAGCAUGAAGUGCCUCCUCAUCGCCGACAGCAGCGCCGACGUGAAGUUCGUGUGGGCCGAUGCGGCGUUCGCUGCACGACUCCACCGGGCGGCAGGCGGCGUGGAUGCGUCGCCCGAGCAGGAGGUGCCGGCGGCACUCGACAUGGACAGCCUCGUCUACCGGAUGUUCGCCCCUCUCGUGGCGUCGGCCACCGUCCUGGAGACGGAGCUGGAGGACUCGUACGCGUCGUUCGAGUGCCUGGGCGACGGGCGAUACGCGCUGCGGCGCUUCGGGGACCUCCUCUACGUGGCCGUGAGCGCGUGCGCCGCUCCGCACGGCGCCGAGACCGACCUCGCACGGGACAUCUUCGCCCUCCGUCGCCUCGUGGAGUUUCGCUUCGGCCUGGCCUGCCACGACUCUGAACUGCUGCGCAAGGCGCUGAAGCCACCGGGGCUGGAGAAGAGGCGUCGCGUGUGGGCCGAGCUGGAUGCGACGCUGAGCGCGCUGGCGCGGCUGCGCGACACCGAGCAGGGCUUCCUGGUGGAGGCCGUGGAGCGCAUCGCGUCGCCGCAGCUGGCCGAGGGCUGCCUGGAGCGCCUCGAGAAGGUGGUGAUCGCGGCGAACGCCGUUCCGGAGCGGGAGCGCGAGGGCGAGGAGGUGGUGCACGCGUUUAUCCUGGUGCACACCAAGCUGCUGGCGUUCUACUCUGCACGGAACGCGGGGGUCCUGGCCCCCUCCGAUCUGCUGCUUUUGAUUCUCGUGGCGCAGAAGAUGUUUCCCCGCAGGGAGGAGGGCAACGGAGCAGCAUCCGAGGGUGCCUCGACACCCACGGCAGCCGCUGACAAAAAUGAAAAUGGCAGAAAGGCAGAACCCAGAGCCACGCUCGGCAACUUCGGUGGCGGCAAAGGCCGACAGCAGCCGCCCGGCAGGCGGCCCGGCGGCAGGGCGCCGGGCAACGGCGGGGAUGCCGAAACGGGAAGGUGCCCGGGGAAGGCCGAGUUUGAGUUUGUGAGGAGCGAAGCCGUGAACCCGAGGUCCCAAAGCCCCAGCCGCUUCAGUCAGAACACAUCGAGCGAGGAGGACUUUCAGAUGGCUCUGGAGAGCGUCGCGGAUGAGACCGUGCUCGCCGAGCUGACGGAGGGAGGGUGCCGGAGCGGCGGGUCCUCGACGCUCGCCGCAAGCUCCGUACCGUUUGUGUUUGGCUUGGAGGCGCAGCGCGUGGCAGUGAGCGUGGGGGCCGGCCACUGCGAGGAUGAUAACGAUGAUGAUAAGCUACCGAAACGCGUCUUCCUGGAGACGGGAGGACGCGAGAGCUACAGCCCGUUCACCCCGCACAACCUCUACUGCUACGAGGUGCACCCCGGCAUCACGCUCUCCUUGCUGAGCCGUGGCCCCAGCAGCCGCCUCGCUGCCCCCAUGUCGUCGCUGCUCGACUACUUCGUGUCCGUGGAGAAGAUUUUUGACGAGGGCAUCCGACCCCGACUUAAAGACGACAUGGAUAGAAAAAUGAAACAAAUCGUCGACUGCCAGAAAAUCGGCCGCUCGCAGACGACAUCUCUGCAGGAGGUGUGGCAACUCUUUAAGAGGAAGCUCUUGGUGAAGAGCAGCGAGACUCUGGACGUCGAUUGCUUGACUUCGGCAUGCCGCACCAUUCAAAAGUUUCUCUGCAAAGCGUUUAGUGUGCUUUACCUGCUCGAUACUCCAAGCGCCCGCAUGUACCGGUCCCUUGAGGAGAUCGCGCUGCAGUCCAUGCGCAAAAAGCUGGAAGACUACAAGGACUUCCUGCUGGUGAAGAGUGCGCGCAACAUCACGAUGGCUGCCUACCUGGAGAAGUUCCCCGGACUUGUCCAUUUCCUUUACAUGGACCGGGCCCUGGGGCUCCUGGUCGCCCCAGCACUGCUCACGGAGGGUGGCUCGGAGCUGGGUCAUGGGGCGAUCGCGGCCGUGGUGCGCGACCUCGUCUGGUGGUUCGUGUCUUUCGCUCGGCGAAUGCUGCGGCACGGUUACAAUAGCAUUGCUCUCCGCAAGGGCGACUUCGUCUGCUCCUACUUCCUGUGGUUUCGUGAUACCGGUGGCAAGAGCCUCGCGGCUCCAGACCUGAAGGCGGACGUUGAGGAGGGGCCUGCCGGGCAGCCCGUGGGGGUGCUGGCGGGGGACUCGUACCGCCGCCUCAUGUGGCUCUCGGCGAGACGGCGCCAGGAAGAGGUGCGCUGCUACGAGAUGGUGGCGCUUCACCUGGCGGUGGUGCCUGCGGAGUGCAUCGCUCAGCAAUGCCAGCAGUUGGUGAAGACGCUCUGGGAGCCACCAGGGCUGCCCUUGCUUUGACCAACGAUGAGCCCGAUUGCACGCAGCGAUUCGGUUCGCAUGAAGCAAGACUAGCUGGGCAUCUCAAGCCCAACGUUGGUGUUGCUAGAAUCUGCCUCGGGGAAUCCAGGCUGUCGAUUACUUUAUGAGCUUCUGCCAUGAGGGUUUUGGUGGGAUGCAAGCGUUUGAUGCAACUUGCAAAGUGCUGUGGAGCUUGUAGGAAACCCACCCCCCUGGGACCACGCGGCCCCAUUCUGCUCCACUCAUGAAGCCACGUGUGCCUAAAACUCUUAAAGCUCCUCUGCUGCCUGACCACCAACAGUUCAUUCCAUCGGCAUCAUCGGAUUGUUGUAGAACGCCCGUCGAGUUGCACUUUAACAUGAAGCUGCGUACACUUAGGCCAUGGCAACGCUGUCUGUGGCGAAGCAUGCGGUUGCUGCCUGUAACAGGCACGACUGGUUUAUACGGACUUGUGGAUGUAGAAAAUUAUUGUAAAUGUUCUUGGCCAAAUGCUUACCAUAGCCAGUGAAUCUGCAACCAGAAAGAGAUACUGUCAUGGCCCGUCUCAUACAGAACUGCCAAUCUAGUUAUCCGAGCAAGUGCUUGCAUUAUCAGGUGUCUCAUUGCCACAGUCUCAAGUGGAUACAUUACCUUGAAGCGGCUGCACUCGCAAUGCUUGUCUGCAAACUACAAAGUGUAAUGCAGAAGGGCAAGGCCUAAGAUUCUAUAGUUGAAGUUUUCGUGACUGCAGGGAUCCAUACUCUGGUUCUUUCGGUAAAGUCACGUAGGUAUAAAAUAAAUUAAAUCACGACGUUUCGGACGCAACACAAGCGUCCGUACAUCAGGCGGGACAACCACGGCAAUAAACAAUUGCUGAAGUAGGCAAAAGAGCUGCUAAUAACAAGGGGUUAUAUAGAUGAGGGAAAGAAGAACCUGUGGACCUUGCAGCACGCCACCUCUUCCCCUCCCCACCCUCUCUAUCCCUGCUCCACAGAUGGUUUUUCUUCUCCCCACCCACCCUCUAUCCUUGGCUCCUCCCCCCCCUCCAUCUAUAUAAUCCCUUGUUAUUAGCAGCUCUUUUGCCUAUUUCAGCAAUUGUUUCUUGCUGUGGUUGUCCCGCCUCACGGAUGCUUGUGUUGCGUCCGAAACGUGAUUUAAUUUAUUUUAUACUUUGUGCCUACGUUACUUUACCGAAAGAACCAAAGAGUAAGGCCUAAGAUGUUGAACAGAGAUGGGGGUAUGAAGGCAGAUGUUGGAUAAACGUGAGACGAUCGUGUCCUGGGGAAUGGACACCGAGGCUGCCCAAUGUGCUAAAUAUGCACUUAAUGCUCUAUCAAUUAUAAAAUAAGUUUAUUGACACGUUUAUUAAAUAAAGGUAACUGUACACAUUGAAAAUUGAUUUUUCAAGA
This is a messenger RNA of Petromyzon marinus (sea lamprey), 4206 nucleotides long. It is a transcript of the gene HPS1, whose product is annotated as HPS1 biogenesis of lysosomal organelles complex 3 subunit 1. The record is from RefSeq and is a predicted model, not a curated record. Gene Ontology annotation, biological process: vesicle-mediated transport. Lineage: Eukaryota; Metazoa; Chordata; Hyperoartia; Petromyzontiformes; Petromyzontidae. Gene Ontology annotation, molecular function: guanyl-nucleotide exchange factor activity. Gene Ontology annotation, cellular component: BLOC-3 complex.